CUAAAAUUCCUGCCCGCACGCAACAACAACUCAAAAACCCAAUCACUAAACCCCCUCCAUUUCCUCUCACUUUCUCACCUCCCAAUCACCAUGAUCACCGCCACACUUUCCCUCCUCUCUCCAGCACUCCUCACCAGAAAACCCCCAAUCCUAACGACCACCGCCCCUCUCUUCCCCUCUUCCCUCAAACUCACACCAAUUUCACACAAUUUCACCUUCAAACUCCCACCAAAAAGGUUCAUUCCCAAAGCCGACGACGGAGACGCAGAUGGAGGGCCAGAUGACUAUGACAUGGACGAGGAAGAAGUGGAGGAACUGGACAAUAAGAAAGACUACGACGUUGAGUACGAACCUUUGUCUGCUUCAGCUAUCGCAGUUGGUAACGAAGACGAGGAGAUUUCUAUGGUGAAUAGUAAGAGUUUUGUGCACACACAAGGCUGGGAUUCUGAGAAAAUUGUCGAUUAUAGGAUUAACGAGGAAGAAUUUCAUAAAAUUAGCUUGUUCGAUUGUGACUUCUUUAUUAGGAAGCCGCCUGACCCUGACGAUGACGUCUAUGAUUUUAGAGAGAUGUAUGUUACUCCACCGGAUACAGAUGUUUAUGCUAUACCGAAGGUUCUUGCUCCAAUGCCUCAAAAGUACAUACGAUGCGCAGAGACUGACUAUGGAGGUUAUAAUGUUACUGAACCACCCAUCGAUGCGCCUCGAGAUCCAUUUUAUAAAUCCGAGAGGGAGAUCUGGAAGGUGUUCUUGUUUAAGCAUUACAGGAACCGGAGGUUGGGGGAUCCUGAUUUUGUGCUAGACUUUGACGAGAUUUACGUUAUUGAUUCCAAAACAAAGUCAAUAACAAGAGCAAAAGUACUGGUCACAGUUCCUGGAGGAAGAAAUAGGGAUAGAAAGACCGACUUGCUUGUAGUGCGCGAUAAAGGGACCUCAUUCAAAAUAAUCCAUUCGAGUGAAAGGGAUGACCCCACCACUAUUAUAGAGAAGGAAGAGUGGGCAAGGUCUAGACAAGAUAUGGAGAGGCAUCUCAGAAAGUUACGGGACUUUGAUGUUUCAAAUUGGUUCUAAUUGAUCAGCGUUGGAGAUGAAGCGCAUAUAUAAAGAAACGUGGUCAGAACAAGUGCAGAUGCACUGAGGUUUGAACUUCAUCAUAUAUUAGCAUCCUGGACCUCCUCAUCUCUAUUACCAAGAAAUUUCUGAUGAUGCCAAAAUUUUUAAGAAACUCGUGGGACAUGAGAAUGGCACUGUCCCUCCUUUGCACUUUAAUUUGCAAGUGUUGGUGAUCUGCCUAGUCUUGUAAUUAUUCUGUGUCUGUUGUUCUCAGCCAGUGAUCGUUUUACUAGAGCUGGAAUUGGUCAAAUCCGUAACUAUGAAGAACAGCCGUCUGGUGGGGUUGAUGAUGCCUUACAACAGAUUGUUAGGACUAUCAUCACGAAUGCCCAACUUCCCCAUGUACCAGCUAUAUAUUCCAACAUGCUUUGCAAGACUGAUUCUAGAUUUCUGUUCAAAAUUGCUCAAUUUUUGAUAUGGACCUUAUUCUCAAGGCAUGAUCUUGGAUAAUCAACUGAAUUCAUUUGCUUUU
Messenger RNA from Populus trichocarpa (black cottonwood), 1582 nucleotides. Its product is annotated as PLASTID TRANSCRIPTIONALLY ACTIVE protein 6, chloroplastic. The transcript is spliced from 6 exons. The coding region runs from base 91 to 1068 and encodes 325 amino acids. Gene Ontology annotation, cellular component: plastid-encoded plastid RNA polymerase complex. The record is from RefSeq and is a predicted model, not a curated record. Lineage: Eukaryota; Viridiplantae; Streptophyta; Magnoliopsida; Malpighiales; Salicaceae.